Symsagittifera roscoffensis is the source of this 870-nucleotide messenger RNA. RefSeq lists its product as uncharacterized. The coding region runs from base 1 to 870 and encodes 289 amino acids. The record is from RefSeq and is a predicted model, not a curated record. Lineage: Eukaryota; Metazoa; Xenacoelomorpha; Acoela; Convolutidae. The transcript has a single exon.
AUGACACGUGUUACAUAUGGAAUAGCUUCGUCAGCUUUUCACUUAACAAGAUGCCUCAAUGAAGUAGCAGAUCAAUCUAAGAACCCAAUGAUCAAAGAAAGUCUCAAAAAUUGUUUCUAUGUAGACGACUUUCUUGGUGGCGCUAAUGAUAAGCAUGAAGCAGAAAGACUCAUCUCUGAUUUAUGCGAAGAGCUGAACUCUCAUGAAUUCCCUCUACGAAAAUGGACUUCAAGCAAUGCUAAAAUAAUUGAAGGAUUGCCAGAACAUCUCCGCGAGAAAUCGGAUGUGCUGGAACUUUUCUCUGACGAAUACAAAAUCAAGGUGCUAGGAGUCAGUUGGAAGCCCAAUAAGGACAUCUUUUGUUUUUCAACUGCCUUACCAGAGCUGAAACUGCUUACAAAGAGGACUCUUCUGUCCACAAUUUCAAAAUUGUUUGAUCCGAUGGGAUGGCUAGCUCCAUUCAUCAUCAAUUUCAAAUGUCUCAUGCAACAGCUAUGGGUCCAAGGUUUUGAUUGGGAUUCUGAAGUCGAUCAGAAAACCAAGGAAAAAUGGUAUGAGCUCACCGGAACAUUGCCUCAACUACUGGAACUACAGAUACCAAGAUCUAUGAGCUCACAUCCAAUAAAGGAGGUUCAACUUCACGUAUUCUGUGAUGCUUCCGAAAAAGCAUAUGCAGCCGCAAUCUAUGCAAGAAUUACCAAUGAUGAUGGCAAAACUUUUGCGUAUCUACUGACCUCCAAAACAAAGGUUGCUCCGGUCAAAGCAAUCUCUGCUCCCAAAUUAGAGCUCUGCGGUGCAAGUUUAGCUACCAAACGUCUUAAAUCAGUUCAUUCAAUUUUGAGGAAAACAAAUCAGCUGAUCUUCCUAUAG